AUGACGAUUAGCUCAAACAGUGCACAAUGUGGCAUACUCCGCUCGCCCCGCCCUACCGUCUCGCCCGUCCCGCCGCCCGCCGUCUCGCCCGCCCCACCGCCCCGCCCCGCCCCGCCCGUCCCGCUCGCUGUGGCCGUGGCCGAUGACCACGGCCCCGCCGUCUCGCCCGCCCUACCGCCCCGCCCUGCCCCGCCCGUCCCGCUCGCCGUGGCCGUGGCCGAUGACCGCGGCCCCGCCGUCCCGCCCUGCCGUCUUGCCCGUCUGCUUCGACUCCUCCCGCAGCCGCCUCCCUCCCUCACUCGCUCCUCAUCCGGCGACGGCGGCAGCGGUCACAGAGGAGAGCAGCGGAUCAACGGCGCCGGCGAUGGCGUCCGUGGCGGCGGUGGACGGCGCGGCCGCGGCGCUCCGUUCACUGAUGUCGCACGUGCAGCAGGUGGCGGCGCGGUCGGGGCGGGCGCCGGAGCAAUUUGGGCUUCUAUCUUGAUGAGAAAGGGGUGGAGGCCAUGGAGGUCACGGGGCAAGGAAGAAGAGGAGGCCAUGGAGGUCGUGGGGGAGAUCCGAAGAGGAACAGGAGGCCACGAUGGAGGACCACGAUGUCGCCCCCAUCUUCCCACUCCUUGAAGAAUAGCACCCCUUCGAGCCCCAUGUUGUGG
Triticum dicoccoides is the source of this 653-nucleotide messenger RNA. Its product is annotated as proline-rich receptor-like protein kinase PERK2. Lineage: Eukaryota; Viridiplantae; Streptophyta; Magnoliopsida; Poales; Poaceae. The coding region runs from base 1 to 621 and encodes 206 amino acids. The transcript has 3 exons. The record is from RefSeq and is a predicted model, not a curated record.